Messenger RNA from Bombus pyrosoma, 1293 nucleotides. RefSeq names its product torsin-1A-like. Gene Ontology annotation, biological process: cellular response to misfolded protein. Gene Ontology annotation, molecular function: ATP hydrolysis activity; ATP binding. Bases 235 to 1284 code for a protein of 349 amino acids. NCBI's taxonomy places the organism in Eukaryota, Metazoa, Arthropoda, Insecta, Hymenoptera, Apidae. The record is from RefSeq and is a predicted model, not a curated record. The transcript is spliced from 5 exons.
AUCAGUUAGUGAGUGAUUCGUAUACUCAUAAUAGUAAUAUUGACCCUAUUGACCGCUGAAGAGAUCUGUAAAAUUAUUUAUUUUUUCAAGUUUUUAGUUAAUAACCCGAAAUCUCACACUUUGAAGUUGAACCAAUAGGAAAUCACCGAUAUCAGUUAUCGUUGGCAAGUGAUGUUUAAAUUUUACGGAAUACGAUUAAUGUUAACUAUACAAUUAAUUAAAUAAUAAUAUAAGAUGAAUUUUGCCGGCACUUUGCCUGUAUUUAUUGUUAUUAAUUUAUUAACUGUUUGUGUGAAAUGUGAAUUUUCGGCUAUGUCAGUGUUAUCAUCUGGGUUCAAUAAAGUCAGUAAAAUAAUACAAAAUGUAGAAUGCAAUUUUGUAGAAUGUUGUACGACCGAAUAUAUUUCUUCUGACAUUGACAAAUUAGAUGAUAUUCUUAAUAAAGAGCUUUUUGGACAAGAAAUUGCUCAUCGUGUAAUAAUAAAUGCCUUAUAUGGACAUCUAACUUCAUCCAGUCCUCCCAAAGCUUUGACUAUGAGUUUUCAUGGUCCACCAGGAACUGGCAAAACUUACAUAAGUCAAUUGAUUGCUAAGGUUCUUUAUAAAAAUGGGGACCAAAGCAAAUUUUAUCAUUUUUUUAAUGGUCGUAAUGACUUUCCUCUUCAGGAAAAAGUAAACGAAUAUAAGGAAGAAUUAUAUACAAUUAUUAUUAACAGUUUACAAAAAUGUGAAAGAUCAAUGUUUGUAUUUGAUGAAGUGGAUAAAAUGCCAGAAGGCUUACUAAAUGUUCUUGUACCAUUUUUGGAUUACAAUGCAUGGGUUAAAUCAUGGAGACUCGCAAACAUUUCUAUAAAUACGAGGAAAGCAAUUUACAUAUUUUUAUCCAAUACAGGUAGUUCGCGCAUUACUCAGCGUUUAUUAACACUUUGGGGGGAAGGCAAACAGAGGAGAACAACUAAGCUUCAAGAUUUUGAAAAUUUAAUAAGUAUUGGAGCAUUCAAUGAAAAGGGUGGUUUCUAUCAUAGUGAUACAAUAGACUCUAGUGUAAUAGACCAUUAUGUGCCAUUUUUACCGCUUGAAGAGGUACAUGUGAAAAAGUGUUUAGAAAAAGCUUUUUUAAACAGAGGAGUACAUCCUACUAAUGACAUGAUAGAAGAGGGAUUAUCAUAUGUAGUCUUUGGACCUCCUCCGCAUAAUAUUUAUGCAACUAAAGGCUGUAAAAGACUAGAACAGAAAGUGGCUGCUAUUGUAUAUGCUAAUAAAAAGACUAAAAUAGAAUUUUAGAUAUAUGUA